AUGUUGAUUACUCUAGAAUGCGUUAUACUUGCGUUGCAGGCGGUUGCUGCAGUUCGACUUGCAUUACAUUCACCUUUUGAAAGUGCCAGUCAAUCAAACAAUAGGCUAUCAAAACGAUCACCCGUUCAAUUGGAUGGUGAUUUUACAAAAUGUUACACAAUGAGAUUUAAUGUUCAUGGAGUCAAUUUGAAUUUACAAGUCGAUUCAACAAUUUCUAAUAUAGUCGUACCACUUCCUAGUUCAAGCAGCGAUGUGAGUUUGACUCCGCAACACACUUCAAAUGGACAACCCGUUACUAUAUAUUACAAAGGCGAAGAGUAUAAUGGAGUUACAUCCACAGCUACUGUGACGAUUCCGGGUACUAGUAUAACUGGCGCGAAUUUACCAGUGCUAGCAGUUGAAAAACAAUCGGAGGAUCUAGUUGGUAUUCAUCCAGAGUUUGAUGGAGUAUUUGGGUUUGCCUAUUCCUCAUUUUCAAAGCGUCGUUCACCAGCCACUGCGAUGGAUGCUUUGUACAAAGAUGGUAACAUUCCUAAAAAUGAGGUUGGUCUUCAACUAUGUCCGUAUGGCAUGCUUUCAGAUAGCUUCAUCAAUAUAGGAAACACAAAAGUAACUGCAAAAUGCGGAACGGAUGGAAGGAGUAUUGCAUGGGUACGAUCACCAUCAAAUGAUCAAUUUAGUAUCAACAUCAAGAGUAUACUAGUCAAUGAGAAACCAGUGGAGCUGCCGGCUGAAUUUCAAAAAAGGGUGAAAGAUGGACGUACUUUGUAUUCGGUUAUACAAACAUGCCUUACAUAUAUGUAUUUCCCUAGAGUAGUCGUGGAUACGUUGGUUGAUGCUAUUGUUGAUAGUGGUGCGAUCACUGUCAAAAAAAUUAUGCUUAGUAACAAACUCAACUCGAGAGAAAUUGAAAAAAUAUUUUUGAAAAACUACGCAAUGCUUGAAUCCGGUUUUAGUAUCGAUUGGAAUAUGAUGCCGACGCUUACAAUUACAAUGUUUGCUGAAAAACCCGUAACUGUUGAAAAUAGCAACUCCGUUGUAACAAUCGAACUGGGUCCCAAAGACUAUAUGCAAAGAUAUGAUUCUAAAAAUUUGGUGUUUGCUGUAAAAGCUGGUUCAAAUGAUUAUGCAGUUCUUGGUAUACCAUUUAUGAACCGACUUGGAUUGACAUUUGAUUUACAAAAUGCACGCAUUGGGUUUGGUCCUGGAUGUGGAUGCGAAACUGUGACUGAUGGAUAUCCUACUAUUUCAAACAAUGAUCAGGUGCUCUGGCCAUUAACACAAUUGCCUAAACAACCAAGUACUUCAGGUUCAGAUGGCACAUUUAUUCGCAGAAGGAAACCAACAACUACAACUAAUCAAGUAGCUGUACCUGAAAACACCCACCACACUGUCAAGAGUCACAAACAGACUCUCAAUAAACUCGACUGA
This is a messenger RNA of Batrachochytrium dendrobatidis JAM81, 1431 nucleotides long. RefSeq lists its product as uncharacterized. NCBI's taxonomy places the organism in Eukaryota, Fungi, Chytridiomycota, Chytridiomycetes, Rhizophydiales. The transcript has 4 exons. Gene Ontology annotation, biological process: proteolysis. Gene Ontology annotation, molecular function: aspartic-type endopeptidase activity. Bases 1 to 1431 code for a protein of 476 amino acids. The record is from RefSeq and is a predicted model, not a curated record.